Molecule: messenger RNA, 192 nt
Organism: Fonsecaea multimorphosa CBS 102226
Lineage: Eukaryota; Fungi; Ascomycota; Eurotiomycetes; Chaetothyriales; Herpotrichiellaceae
Exons: 1
Coding region: 1-192 (63 amino acids)
Source: RefSeq, a predicted model, not a curated record
AUGUCAACCUCCGAUUUUACGAUGAGCCCGGUGGCGUGGCUAUUCAUUUCCAUGUUCGCCGGAGUUAUCCUGAUUCUCGCCAUCGUCUAUCUUUUUGCGCUCAAGAUCCAACACGACAAGAAGAAAGCAGCUCGAAAAGCAGAAGACGACCGAAUCUUUGGUAACACUAUCGCAAACCCCAUCGUGGCAUAA